Blastomyces dermatitidis ER-3 is the source of this 345-nucleotide messenger RNA. RefSeq lists its product as uncharacterized. Bases 1 to 345 code for a protein of 114 amino acids. Lineage: Eukaryota; Fungi; Ascomycota; Eurotiomycetes; Onygenales; Ajellomycetaceae. The transcript has 2 exons. The record is from RefSeq and is a predicted model, not a curated record.
AUGCCACUACUUACAGAGAUGAUUCUCGCUGGUGCUGCUGCGAGGCUGCGCCCUCUAUCUAAACGCAGCGAGUUGAGAGUCAGAUGCCCCAUGCAGCGGAAGGUAAGAAGCGAAGGACUCGUCCGCCAAAUACCCGCACAGACGGGCGGAAAGGAGGCUGUGGCUAUGGGCUCUCCUACCCUACUAGGGCUGAAUAUCUACUGGAUUGUGGAAUCGAGCAAACUCUCCCGCGCUCCAUUAGAAGUCAUAGUAGGUUCUGUCGGAACUGAUGGGAGAAAAGAGACGAGCGCGAAUGAAAGCCGUUUGUCUAGAACAAUGGAAGGAGAGGAAGAGAACAUGACGUAA